Molecule: messenger RNA, 1044 nt
Organism: Diaporthe amygdali
Lineage: Eukaryota; Fungi; Ascomycota; Sordariomycetes; Diaporthales; Diaporthaceae
Product: c2h2 transcription factor
Exons: 2
Coding region: 1-1044 (347 amino acids)
Biological process (GO): regulation of transcription by RNA polymerase II
Cellular component (GO): nucleus
Source: RefSeq, a predicted model, not a curated record
AUGAGUGUCGCCUACGAGCCUCGCUCCUUUCACGAGGACAGCCCGUACGCGCCCGUUGGCGAGAACGACCAUGACAUCAACAAGUACAUCAACGAGGCCAACGUCGCAGACAUGGCGAAUCUGGCCGCCGCCACCUACGAGCCUGCCAACGACUCCUCGCCAGCUGUCUUUGACCCUUCGCCCUCGCCUGCUCUCGACCUUCAUCCCGUCGGGCCUCCUAACGUCGACCCUGCCAACGUACCCGUCAGAGACCUGUCGCCCGCUAUCCAAAACGCGUUCAACUCGACCCAGAACCACUCACAACGCAUCAAGCCCAUAGCGAAGCCCAACCGGGAAGUGACAAAGAGCGAGGACGGGAAAUUUAUAUGCACAUGGCCUGACUGCAACGAGCUGCAGAAGAAGUUUCAAAGAAAAUGCGAAUGGAGUAAACACAUGGACAAGCAUGAGCGACCUUAUGUCUGCACAGCAAAGGGCUGCGAAAAGAUCCAAGGGUUCACAUACAGCGGCGGCCUGCUCCGACACGAGCGCGAGGUCCAUGGAAAGCACGGCGGCCCCAAGAAGAAGCUUCUUUGCCCCCACGAGAACUGCAAGCGCUCUAGUGGCAAGGGCUUCUCUCGCCAGGAGAACUUGUCUGAGCACCUGCGUCGCGUCCACACGUCUGCUGGCCCCAUGCAGAUGGACAGCCCCGGCGACAACAACACCGAUGAUAGCGCCAGCGAUGUUGCCUCUGCCGCCUUCGCCGUCAUGGCCGGCGUCGCCAUGAGCCCCGCAAACCUCGACAACCACUCUGCCGACACGGGCAUCAAGCGCAAGCGCAGCCCUGACGACCUGGGCCGUAGCCAUGAUCCUGACGACGACAGGGACGACGACGAUAUCCGUGCGGAGGUCAAACGGCUCCGGAAGGAGGCUGCCGACCUGCGCCAGCAGCUGGAGGAGAAGACUAGGUCCAGCAGCGAGAUGCAGGCGCAGCUAGCCGCCAUCCAGCAUGCCCUGGGCAACCCCAUCAACCAGACCCUGGGACUCCAGCAAGCACCGGAGCUCUAG